AUGGCCUUCUCAGAACUGCUUCAACAUACAGGAAAUUUUGGAAGAUUCCAAAUUACACUUGCCAUUUCCACCAUAUCAUUGAUGAUUCUUUUGCCCAAUCACAACCUUGUGGAAAACUUUUCGGGGGCCAUUCCUGCUCACCGUUGCUACACCCAUCUCCUUGACAACAUCACUUCUGAAAGCAAGCUUUCCAGGAACCUAACAGCUGAAGAACUCCUGAGAAUUUCUAUCCCGAUGGGUGCAAACAACAAACAGGAGCAAUGCCGUCGGUUCCGUCAAACCCAGUGGCAACUUUUAAACUCCAGCGACUUGGCCAUAAAUAACACUGAGCUGCAGACAGAGCCAUGUUUGGACGGUUGGAUCUAUGAUCGAAGCAUAUUUACCUCAACCAUUGUAACUGAGUGGGACUUAGUAUGUAAAUCACGGUCUCUCAAAUCAUGGUCACAGUCCAUUUAUCUCGCAGGAGCCAUGAUUGGAUCUCCUGUAGGUGGCUAUAUUGCUGACAAGUAA
Messenger RNA from Hipposideros armiger (great roundleaf bat), 510 nucleotides. RefSeq names its product solute carrier family 22 member 11-like. The record is from RefSeq and is a predicted model, not a curated record. Lineage: Eukaryota; Metazoa; Chordata; Mammalia; Chiroptera; Hipposideridae. The transcript has 2 exons. Bases 1 to 510 code for a protein of 169 amino acids.